This is a messenger RNA of Morchella sextelata, 381 nucleotides long. RefSeq lists its product as uncharacterized. The coding region runs from base 1 to 381 and encodes 126 amino acids. The transcript is spliced from 2 exons. The record is from RefSeq and is a predicted model, not a curated record. Lineage: Eukaryota; Fungi; Ascomycota; Pezizomycetes; Pezizales; Morchellaceae.
AUGAUGUUGAAUCGCAGGUUAUCGCCUGGUGGCCGAAUACGCGUCUCUGAGUUUUCUCCCAUCACCUGCCCGCCUGUAUGCAGUCCGACUAAUUCACCAUUAUCAACCCAGCGCUUGGUCGUGUGGCCUCCUACCAAGCUGUCCCCGCUACAAGCCCGGGUAGCCGUUAAUUUCCAAUCUGUGCUGUACCUACAGAAUCGCGUGUCUGCAGUUCGUCUACCCCCCUACGACAUACCGUGGUUUGGAUGUGCAUGUGGCUAUGCGGCCCAGCAACCAUCGUCUCCUCAAGGCCUCGAGGCUUCUCCCUCAACCCAAUAUCCCAGCGAUAUGCACCCAGAGCUAGGGUUCAAGCGAAUACGACACCCCACGCUAAUCAAGUAG